Messenger RNA from Jatropha curcas, 1447 nucleotides. RefSeq names its product putative carboxylesterase 17. The record is from RefSeq and is a predicted model, not a curated record. Gene Ontology annotation, molecular function: hydrolase activity. NCBI's taxonomy places the organism in Eukaryota, Viridiplantae, Streptophyta, Magnoliopsida, Malpighiales, Euphorbiaceae.
GUCACACCUAAAUGCUAUAGAGACAAAAAAAUGGCUACCAUCUCCUAUGAUCCACGACAUCACCUUCAAGGAGGCAAGAACUAUCAAGGAAUCAUAGUUGAAGAAAUUGAAGGACUAAUCAAAGUUUAUAGAGAUGGACGCGUGGAAAGACCUCCAAUAAUUCCUAAUGUUCCUUGCUCUGGGAUUCAAGAAGACGGUGUGACUUCAAAAGACGUUAUUAUCGACAAGUUCACUAACUUAUGGGCGCGUAUAUAUCUCCCAAGCAACACUGCAGGCAGGCUGCCUUUGCUUGUUUACUUCCAUGGAGGUGGAUUUUGUGUUGGCUCAGCUUCUUGGAGUUGUUAUCAUGAAUUCUUAGCUAAUCUUGCUUAUAAAGCAGGUUGCAUAAUUAUGUCAGUAAACUACCGUCUAGCCCCUGAAAAUCGCCUUCCUGUUGCUUAUGAAGAUGGUAUCAACACUCUCAUGUGGGUUAAACAACAAUCUGCAAUGGGUUCUCCUGAGCAUAGCUGGUGGCUAAACCAAUGCAAUUUCUCUAGGUUUUUCCUGUCGGGUGAUAGCGCUGGGGCUAACAUAGCAUACACUGUGGCUACAAGAUUAGGAUCCAAUGUCAUAUCUGAAAAUUGCAAUAUAAAGCCACUGUGCCUGAGGGGUCUUAUCCUGAUACAACCUUUUUUUGGAGGGGAAGCAAGAACUUCUUCAGAGAAAAAUUUGACUCAACCACCAAAUUCAGCACUAACUUCAUCGGCUUCUGAUACAUAUUGGCGGCUAUCACUUCCUUUUGGGACUAACCGCGAUUAUCCAUACUGCAAUCCUCUAGCUAAUAAUGGUGUGAAUAGAAUGCGCGAUUUGAAUCUUCCAUCUACAAUGGUGUGCAUAUCAGAAAUGGAUAUACUCAAAGACACAAACUUGGAAUUUUGUACUGCGUUAACUAGUGCUGGUAAAAAGGUGGAAAAGGUUAUUUACAAAGGAGUUGGACAUGCAUUUCAAAUUCUGCAUAAUUCUCAUUUCUCUCAAAUUCGGAUUCAAGAAAUGAUAUCUCACAUCAGAACUUUCAUCAAUCAGUAACAAAAGAACCUAUCUGUUGUUCACCCUUUCUUUUUCUCUUCUAUCCUACGACAUCCUGCCUUGUAUCUUUUCAAAGGCUUAAAAAAUUUCAUUAAUAUACAGUUAAGUCAGUUUAAUGAAUCAUUCUACAACUUUGUACUGUCAAUAGUAGAUAUAACAAUAACUAAAGCUUUUUGCUUUUGACCAAAGAAUCACCUUUAUUUCUUCAUUUUCAAAUUUUGUUCUCACAUUUUAAGUGUAUGAAGGACCAAGCAAUGGUCCAUAUUAAGUUCUUGAUUGAAUGAUCCCAAUUUUAGAGGAUCCGAAACACUAGAGAAGGACAUGCGCUGGUUCUGUACAGUAAAUAAAGUACUAUUGCUAUAUGUAGCAAAAAGUAGUUAUG